AUGGCAUCAGAAGCUCGGACCUCCACCGAAAUCAAAAAAGUCCAACACCCAGAACCCGAGCUAGAUCUCCAAACCUCAUCCAAAGAUCCAGAAAAACAACCCCCAACCUCGGAUUCCAAAGAAACCCAAACAAAAGAAGAUCCCGCCCCUUCAUCUCAAAAACUUGAACACGCAGAAACAUGGGGCACCUUUUACGCAGACGUAGGCGACGCGGAAUCGCAACAAGAACGACAAGAACAACAAGAAGAAGAACCACCCCAAGACGUCGAACCACAAACUCGAAGACAUAGAUUCUGUAAAUGUCUAUGCAUCAUAAUGCUCCUCUUCAUAAUCGUGGCAGCAAUAGGAGGAGGUCUCAUAUCGUACGGUGCUAUGGGAUGCUUUAAAAAGGAGAAUAAGGGUAAAAAGAAGUGCUUGGGAAAAGGAAGGAAUUCCAAAACCUCGGAUGCAAGCUUCGUUAGCAUGAAGGGUUCGUGGGGGACGUAUAUGGUUAUGUUUUUGUUUGAGAUUAUGAUGUUUGUGAUCUUUUAA
Orbilia oligospora ATCC 24927 is the source of this 531-nucleotide messenger RNA. RefSeq lists its product as uncharacterized. NCBI's taxonomy places the organism in Eukaryota, Fungi, Ascomycota, Orbiliomycetes, Orbiliales, Orbiliaceae. The record is from RefSeq and is a predicted model, not a curated record. The transcript has a single exon. The coding region runs from base 1 to 531 and encodes 176 amino acids.